Molecule: messenger RNA, 2523 nt
Organism: Pongo pygmaeus (Bornean orangutan)
Lineage: Eukaryota; Metazoa; Chordata; Mammalia; Primates; Hominidae
Exons: 2
Coding region: 1474-2394 (306 amino acids)
Source: RefSeq, a predicted model, not a curated record
CCAGGAGAGCUGAAAGGACAAACCAGACAGGGAAUGUGUUCUCAGCUCACACAACUUCCUCUUCACUUCAACCAGAGAAAAUUCUACCUCCAGUCAAACUCCCUGCUCACCCAGCCGGUCAGCUCCCUGCUCUGUGCCUGAGGAAGGGUGGGAGGGCUGGCCACCAGGAGAGAGUCCAUUCCUCCUCCUGACCCUCUUGCCUUCUUAGUGAUUGAGGUGGAGGAGGGGUCAGGACACAGAACAGAGAGGCCUGGCCAUGCCGGUCUCUGGCCCUGGCGGGGAGAGAUGCCAUACUGCUUAGUGGCCAGUGGGUAGGAGGACACCUUCCCAGCCAGCAAGGAAAGUCCACCAGGCUUCCCUGGAACAAGGCCCCCCAGGAAGUAGGCUGUGAUACAAGAGAAACGGGAAGGUCGCACCUAAUGAUGAACUAACUUCGGUGGGGCGAUCUCUGCCCUCUAACAAGCAAAGGCUUGGGAAAGGUAAGUUCUCAGGGGCAGCCCUUCUUCCUCCCCAACCCCUCCCUGCCUAUACCAUCUCCUGUCCCGCCUCCCCACGGUUGGAAAAGGCUGGCUGUGCAGUGUUGGAAUGUGGAGCUAUUCCUAGGGGGAGACAGGGAAGUGAGGGGAGCUGAAUUGGCCAUGCUGAGCAAGACGUUUCACUACUCAAGCAAUAAAAGGGCUUUCAUGGAGAUGGCCAACCUUGGGUUCCGAAGCGAUUUUCCACCCACAACCCUCCUUCCUCCCGCCCUGAGUCGCCUUGCCUGAGAAUCCUCCUUUGUUGGGCUGAGCCCUGGGGGGAGAGGGGCUGGGCUUUGUGAAGGGGGCCCCCAGGCCAGGCUGACUGGGCUCCCUGUUGUCUGGGUGGAGCACAUCUGGGCAGUGGAAGGGAACUAGGGCCAAGGCCAGGGCCAAGAGAGCCAGCCCUUCCUUCCCAGAAAGCCCCGGGGCACAGGCCCUGCCUCUGCUUCUGGGUGCUGAGUUGCAUUUUGGGGCUGGUGUUUCCCACAUUUCUCUGUGGGAGGGUCCUUGAGAGGACACAGGGAUGAAAUGGUGACUCUGCCCAGCACCCUUGGACAGAGAAGCCUAUGCAGGAGCCACCUCUCACUACAGGCAGACACAGGGGCAAGGGUGGGGAGGAUCCCAGGCCCUGACUUGGAGGGUCCGGAUCUGAGGAGCAGGACCUGGCAGGAUAGGGGUGAGGCUGGGGCUGGGGCUGGGGCUUGGCCUUGGCCUGGCCAGGCAGGGUAAUGAGAUCCAGCUGGGAGGGAGCGAGAGGGGAGGGGGAGGAAGUAGAGGAGGAGGAGGAGGAGGUUCCUUUAUCUCUCUGCUCCAUGUUCUCAAGGCCCACAUUUUUUAAUUUGUGUUGGAUAAACAAUAUGGGAUUGUGUACGCAAAGAAGCUCUAAUUAUCCCCCGAGGUUGUGUUUCCUUAGAGGAAAUGAACUGGGCAUGGCAUUCGUGGUGGAUCGGCAGAAAUGUACCAGCCCAAUAGCUUCCAGAUUGCUGCUCAGGCGUGCCAUGCUGGGAGCCCCUCCAGUGGUGCUGCUGACUCCAUACUCCCAUCUGGGUUUGGAGGAAUCCAACGCAUUCCCAGAGACCAAAUGAGGACACAGUCAAGCAUGGAGGAAUUAAGUUUUGCUGCUACUUGCUGUGUUCCCAGCCAGGAGCCAGACCCUGCCUUCAAGGAACUGAAUGGCUGGGAGUAUGGGGAGUCCUACAAAGGUGAACUGUGGGAUGCUGUCAGGACUUACACGUGGGGAUUCUUUGUCCUCCACGAAAGGCACAGGAAAGGCAGAUCAAGCAGGCCCCAGGAGGCUUCCCUGGGGGAGCUGGGCCGGGCUGGCGCCCAGACAGCAGCGCCUGCUCAGACUCCGGGAUUGGGCAAGGCAGUGGUGAGGGCGGAGGUGGGGAGGCGGCUGUCGGCCCUGGACCUGGACUGCUCCCACUCCAAUGGAAGGUUCGCCCCCAUGUCUCCCUUUUAUCUUUUCAUUACAUACAAAUUAGGAGUGCGAUUAACUUUAUUAAAAGCAAACAAAGCUGGUCAGAGAAUGGGGCCUCCAGACAGAGCUGUGGGGGUUUGGGGAGGAGGAACCUGGGAGAGCAGGGGAGGGUUGUGGUUGCAGCAGUUAAAAGGACAGGAGGUGAAGGGCUGGGGGAGGGGGCUUCCCUGCAGGAUUCUCCAUCCCCAGGGAUCCCACCACUUUUAUGGCCGUCUACAGCCUUCUGAAGUUAUGCCAGCUCGGCCCAGCCUCCAGACAGAAUUCCAGACUUUAAGAGCUAGAAGGAACCGUAGAGACCGUGGAGUCUACCGCUGCCCCCCACCCCCAGCUACAGAUGGGGAAACUGAGGCCCAGAGAGGGGAAGGAAUUAGCUGGAGCCCCACUGCCAGUAAGUAGUUAGGGGUAGUGUGAUGAGAAUUGAAGCUUUCUGUUUGCUCAGGGAGGGACGUCUAUACCCUGCCUCACCUCCCCACAGUGUCUACAAGGUCUGACCUAAAUCCCUCUUGCUGCAGAUGAAUUCAAUUU